Messenger RNA from Musa acuminata AAA Group (dessert banana), 771 nucleotides. RefSeq names its product NAC domain-containing protein 41-like. The record is from RefSeq and is a predicted model, not a curated record. Gene Ontology annotation, molecular function: DNA binding. The transcript has a single exon. NCBI's taxonomy places the organism in Eukaryota, Viridiplantae, Streptophyta, Magnoliopsida, Zingiberales, Musaceae. Bases 1 to 771 code for a protein of 256 amino acids. Gene Ontology annotation, biological process: regulation of DNA-templated transcription.
AUGGAGCCCGUCGACGACGUUCCGAGAGGCUACAGGUUCCUUCCCACGGCGGAGGAACUGGUUGACUACCUCGCCGACUGGGUCGCCGGCACACGCCUCACUGGCCGCGCUGUCGAAUUCGCCGACGUCUACGGCACAGAGCCGUGGAAUCUUCUCGUCGGCGAUCGGCAGGAGGGCUAUUUCUUUACGGAGCGCAAGCCCAAGAACAGCAGUGGCUCGCGCGUGGAUCGAAAGGCCGGCAGCGGUUCUUGGAUUCUGUACAAAAAGCAAGAACUCAAGUCCAUCGUCGACGGGCGCAAGAUGGUGGUAGGGCGAAGGAGCUGCCUUUCUUUCAAGAAAGGCCAAGGCCAGCGGAAGAACUCCGGGUGGACGAUGUACGAGUAUGCGAUGUGUUCUUCCGACUUCCAGAAACAAGUUCUCUGUCACAUAAAGAAGAGCUCACAGAGCUCGCAUCAGGCCUCCGGCGGCACCUCCAUCGAAACAGUCGGAGAUGAGUCCACGUUACCACCUCCAACCGCGGUAGUGCAAAAUCCCUUAUUGGCUUCUGGUGUGGCAUCCCGGAAUAGGAAUCUUUCCUUCGUCGACUCUCCUGCAUCUAAUGAAGCCCCCUCUGCAAAAAUCCCAGCCUCAUCGUCGUCGGUCGAUCAUGGCGAUGAGCAGAUGUUCUCUCCCAUCCAUCACUUAAUCAAGAGCCUGCGAGAGUCCAUGACGGACGAUGACAACCCCGAAAGAACUGCAAACCUCAUUGAUGUCUUAUCGCACCGGCAUUGA